Monascus purpureus is the source of this 294-nucleotide messenger RNA. Lineage: Eukaryota; Fungi; Ascomycota; Eurotiomycetes; Eurotiales; Aspergillaceae. The record is from the annotation of a GenBank genome assembly.
AUGCGGCAGACGACCAUGCUUAUUGGAACUAAGAUACCCCGUCCUUGGAUGUUUUUGAGUGACGCCUGGCAACAUGACAGCAGCAUUGUGAUACCUCCCGGCUUUCUCGACCUCGCAGAAUACAGAGCAGUAUUGAGAGUACCAAACUAUCUCGUAACAGAUAGCACCAACUACACAGAGUACAUCACUGAAUGCACGCUCAGCCUGACGGCAUAUAACAUGUCGAAAGUCUCAACGGAUGGAAAUACCUUCACCGUGGGCUCUCGACAGAGAAUCUCCAUUGGAAACGCAUAG